CUCAGUCUGUGUCUUUAACCGUCUGUCAUUAUUCAGUCAGUAUGGAGCUCAGUCAACUUCCUCUUGUGCUCUUGCUGAUUUCAAACAUCCACUCAGGACACACUGAAGUUAAAGUCCAGUUAAGUGUUUCUCCUCAGAAGUGGUUGACUGAAGGAGAUCCAGUGACUCUGAUCUGUGAGGUUAAAGGCUCCUCUACAGGCUGGACAUUCAGCUGGUUCACUGAAACUGUAACUGACUCAUCAGACUUCAAAGAUCGUUAUAAGCUGCUCUCAGACAGCAGCAGAGGAGCUGGAGGAAAAUACACUGUCAGUUCUGCUACUGUAAAUCACACUGGAGUUUAUGUGUGUGGAGCAGAGAGAGAAAAAACAGCCUAUAAAUCAUUGUACAGCAACACACAACCACUGUGGGUCACUGCUGUAAUUGUCUUGUCAGGUGUUUCUCCUCCAGUCUCUCUGAUCAUCAGUCCCAGCAGAACUCAACACUUCAAAUUAGUCUCUCUCUCUCUGAGCUGUGAGGACCAGAGUAACUCUGAUGGAUGGACAGUCAGAAGAUACACAGACAGUUGGGGUUGGCUGGAAGAUUGUUCAUUAUCACGCUGGGGAUCACAAACAGGAUCUACAUGUACAAUCAGCUCCACCAUCCCAGAGGACACUGGAGUGUACUGGUGUCAGUCUGAAUCUGGAGAGAAAUAUCAUCCUGUUAAUAUCACUGUACAAACUGCUGUGAUUCUGGAGAGUCCUGUUCAUCCUGUGACUGAAGGAGAUACUCUGACUCUACGCUGUUUAUAUCAGUUUCCACCCCCAUCAAUCCUCAGAGCUGAUUUCUAUAAAGAUGGAUCACUUAUCCAGAAUCAAACUACAGAGAUGAUCAUCUCUACUGUCUCAAAGUCACAUGAGGGUUUCUACUACUGCAAACACCCAGAGAGAGGAGAGUCGCCCAAGAGCUGGAUCUCAGUCAGAGCUGCUGUGAUUCUGGAGAGUCCUGUUCAUCCUGUGACUGAAGGAGAUAGUCUGACUCUACGCUGUUUAUAUCAACAUAGAAACCCUUCAAUCCUCAGAGCUGAUUUCUAUAAAGAUGGAUCACUCAUCCAGAAUCAAACUACAGAGAUGAUCAUCUCUACUGUCUCAAAGUCACAUGAGGGUUUCUACUACUGCAAACACCCAGAGAGAGGAGAGUCGCUCAAGAGCUGGAUCUCAGUCAGAGUUGGUGUGAUUCUGGAGAGUCCUGUUCAUCCUGUGACUGAAGGAGAUACUCUGACUCUACGCUGUUUAGAUAAGUUUGCAAACACAUCAAACCCCAGAGCUGAUUUCUAUAAAGAUGGAUCACUCAUCCAGAAUCAAACUACAGAGAUGAUCAUCUCUACUGUCUCAAAGUCACAUGAGGGUUUCUACUACUGCAAACACCCAGAGACUAAGAAAGAGUCGACCAAGAGCUGGAUCUCAGUCAGAGAAAGACCAAAACCCAAAGUGAUCAUUAAACCUGAUCAACAUGUAUUCAGUGGAGAGACAGUCACUCUCAGAUGUGACAUUGAUGCUGAAGGAGUCACUAGAUGGCGGUUCAACUGGUAUAAAGAAGGUUCAACCAGUGUUUUCAGUGAACAUCAGGAACACACAUUCAGGUCUGUUACUGAGUCUGAUGCAGGUAAAUACUCCUGUAAUGGAUCAGACACUGAAGGAUCACACAGAUCACACAUCAGUGAUGAAGUUACACUGACAGUAUCAGAAAGACCAAAACCCAAAGUGAUCAUUAAACCUGAUCAACAUGUAUUCAGUGGAGAGACAGUCACUCUCAGAUGUGACAUUGAUGCUGAAGGAGUCACUAGCUGGCGGUUCAACUGGUAUAAAGAAGGUUCAACCAGUGUUUUCAGUGAACAUCAGGAACACACAUUCAGGUCUGUUACUGAGUCUGAUGCAGGUAAAUACUCCUGUAAUGGAUCAGACACUGAAGGAUCACACAGAUCACACAUCAGUGAUGAAGUUACACUGACAGUAUCAGAUAAAGUCCAGUUAAGUGUUUCUCCUCAGAAGUGGUUGACUGAAGGAGAUCCAGUGACUCUGAUCUGUGAGGUUAACGGCUCCUCUACAGGCUGGACAUUCAGCUGGUUCACUGUAACUCUCUCAUCAGACUUCAGAGAUCGUUAUCAGCUGCUCUCAGACAGCAGCAGAGGAGCUGGAGGAAAAUACACUGUCAGUUCUGCUGCUGUAAAUCACACUGGAGUUUAUGUGUGUGGAGCAAAGAGAGAAAAAACAGCCUAUAAAACAUUGUACAGCAACAAACAACCACUGUGGGUCACUGGUGUUUCUCCUCCAGUCUCUCUGAUCAUCAGUCCCAGCAGAACUCAACACUUCACAUCUGUCUCUCUCUCUCUGAGCUGUGAGGACCAGAGUAACUCUGAUGGAUGGACAGUCAGAAGAUACACAGACAGUUGGGGGCUGGAAGAUUGUUCAUCAUCAGUGUCUGGAUCACAAACAGGAUCUACAUGUACAAUCAGUUCCACCAUCACCUCACACACUGGAGUGUACUGGUGUCAGUCUGAAUCUGGAGAGAAAUAUCAUCCUGUUAAUAUCACUGUACAAAUUGGUGUGAUUCUGGAGAGUCCUGUUCAUCCUGUGACUGAAGGAGAUACUCUGACUCUACGCUGUUUAUAUCAGUUUGCAACCCCAUCAAUCCUCAGAGCUGAUUUCUAUAAAGAUGGAUCACUCAUCCAGAAUCAAACUACAGAGAUGAUCAUCUCUACUGUCUCAAAGUCACAUGAGGGUUUCUACUACUGCAAACACCCAGAGAGAGGAGAGUCGCCCAAGAGCUGGAUCUCAGUCAGAGAAAGACCAAAACCCAAAGUGAUCAUUAAACCUGAUCAACAUGUAUUCAGUGGAGAGACAGUCACUCUCAGAUGUGACAUUGAUGUUGAAGGAGUCACUAGAUGGCGGUUCAACUGGUAUAAAGAAGGUUCAACCAGUGUUUUCAGUGAACUACAGGAACACACAUUCAGGUCUGUUAAUGAGUCUGAUGCAGGUAAAUACUCCUGUAAUGGAUCAGACACUGAAGGAUCACGCAGAUCAAACAUCAGUGAUGAAGUUACACUGACAGUAUCAGUUGGUGUGAUUCUGGAGAGUCCUGUUCAUCCUGUGACUGAAGGAGAUACUCUGACUCUACGCUGUUUAAAUAAGUCUGCAACCCCAUCAAUCGUCAGAGCUGAUUUCUAUAAAGAUGGAUCACUCAUCCAGAGUCAAACUACAGAGAUGAUCAUCUCUACUGUCUCAAAGUCACAUGAGGGUUUCUACUACUGCAAACACCCAGAGAGAGGAGAGUCGCCCAAGAGCUGGAUCUCAGUCAGAGCAUCAGGAUCUGAUGGUCUGAUAAUUGGAGUGACUGCAGGACUGACAGCUGUAUUUUUGAUCAUUGUCUUCUUGGUCCUGCUGUGGCGCUUCAGAAACAACAAAGGUGGAAGAUCUGAGUCUCCCUCUGCUGUCAGUCAACAGCAGAACAUCAGUCAGACAUCAGAGCAGAACCAGAGUGAAGCCGGAUACAACACACCGCUGUCUGGAACUGCACAUGUCUAUGACUCAGUUGCUAUUAAUAAAGACAUAAGCACAGACGGUGUAAGUGAGAUCACAUAUGCUGAGGUUGAACUCAAAUCUACAAACAAACAGAAGAAAGAGAAAGAAAACAAAGACAAAAACACUGAGAGUUGUGACGUCCUGUACUCUAAACUGAAGCUGGAAACAGAUCAAGGUGCUGGAUCUAGUGAUGCGACGUAUGCUCAGGUUAUAUAAAUACCCGGAGGAGAAACUUCAAUCCCAGGAUGCUGAUGAGUUUACUGAAGGAUCACUUGAAGGCAAUAGAUUUACCAGAACUGACUGUAAUAUUAGUAAGCCUUCAUGUGCUUCAGAUACAACCCCAAUUCCAGAAAAGUUGGAAUCUGUGAUUUGUUGAUUCUCUUUAACAUUUAUUUAACUGACAGUUGGGACAGAAGCAUGUUUACCACUGUGUCACAUCACCUUUCCUUUCAAUUACAAUUUUUAAUCAUUUGCGAAAUGAGAAUACUAAUUAUUCCAAUUUUGCAAGUGGAUUUUUUACUCAAUCUCACCUGAUACAAGUCAGCUGCUCAACAGUCUGUGGUCAUCUUUGUCUGAUUCUCCUUUUCAUGAUGGACCAUUUUCAAUAAGAGACAGAUCUGGACUGCAGUCAGUCAGACACAUCCACUGUACGGUGUAGAGUGUCUAGAAACCACUCUGAUGAACAGAAUGAGUUCUGGCUUUGUCGUGCUUCCCAGGAAAGAUGUCAUAUUGAUGGCAGUUUAUGUCUCUGUACAAUCCAAAUAUAUGCGUCCACGUCAAUGAUUCCUUCACACAAAUGCAAGUCACACCUAUAUCAUGACAGAUGCUCCCUUUCGUCUUUGGGACUGAGAACUCAAUGUCUGUUUUUUUUCCAAAAACAAGCUGAAACAUGGACUCUGACCACAGCACACAUUUCCACUGUCUUUUGGAUCAUCUGAGAUGAGCUUGGGCCAGAGAACUCUGUGGCAUGAAACUCUGUUUCUCAUGCAGUGCCAUCUGAGGGUUUGAAGGUCACACACAUUUAACAGAGGUGUCCUACCUUGCCCUAUACAGACUGAGAUUUCUCUUGAUUCCCUGAAUCUUUUUACAAUAUUAUGUAUGGUAGAUGGUGAAAGACAAAUUAUUUGCAAUCUUGCAUUGAGAAAUGUGAUUUUUGAAUUGUCCGACAAUUCUCUCAUGAUAUUUGGCACAAAGUGGUGAGCCAUGAACCAUCUUUUCUUGCAAAGACUGAGAAGCUCUUUUACACCCAAACAUUAUACCCUCACUUAUUACCAAUUCAUCUGCUGAUUGUGGACUGUUAAAAAAAAAAACAGUGUAACUUGAUUAUAAUCUUUUCACUUUUAUUUUGCCUCUGUACUAACUUUUUUGGAGUGUGUUGCAGCCAUCAAAAUCAAAAUUUGUUUAUAUUUACAAAAUACAAUUAUAUUGGUCAGUGAAAACAUCAGAAAUCUUUUCUUUGUACUUUUGUCAGUUAAAAAAAGAUUCAAGGGAAUUAACAAAUCACAGAUUAUGGUUUUUAUUGCAUUUUACAAAAUGUCCUAUCUUUUCUGGUAUUGGGGUUGUACAAUGUUAAUCUCUGAAAAGCAAUGAGAAGAUUAUUCAUUAGAAAAAAGUCAACGUAUUGGUUAAUACCAGCAGCAGCAGCUGAUCAUUUGACAACUGAGGGAACAGAAUAUUCAGUGAAAGACUAUUUCUGUUCAGACUGUUGAGUAAGUGACCAAGUUUCCUUUUUUCUUUUCUGUCUUCUUGGUUUAAAUGUAUUUCUAUAGGUUCAUAUGAUCAUGGACACAUCAGGUCCAGAAAAGUUUUCUUUAAAUGUAUAUGUACAUAGCCUAGUGAAACUACUUUUUUUUUUUUUUUAAAUAUUCCAUUGUCUAGAAAUCUAGAAAUAGCUCUUCAUGCAUGCAGUCUUAAAAAACCUUAUACAGUAAUCACAAACAAAUGAGGAAAAAAACAACAACAUCGAAAUACAUUAGUCACAAGGUUAUAUAGCUUGCUUGUUUGUCUUGUGCUAUUUAUGUUCUUUUUUGUUUUUGUUUAUUUGAGUGUAUCAGAAAUUUUUUCUCAGUAUUAUAUACACUGCUGUUCAAAAGCUUGGGGUAAGAUUCUUAUAUAUGUAUAUAUAAUCAGGGGCAUUUCCUCCAAGGAGGCAAGGGAGGCAGUGCCUCCUCAAAAAAAAUAGGAUGAGAAAAUAAUCCAUAUUACAUAUAAAACAACACAAAUAUUACAAAUUACGACAUUAAAAAGAGUGCAAGUCACUCGUAUUUCUUAAGGAACACUGCCCAACAGCGACACCCGCAGGUAAAGUUACAGCAGGAGUCAUGCCUCCCUUUGCUCUCAUAGAAAACCAUAGAAAAUCAUCAGACCCCGGCAUGCGGUGGGUUUUGUGGGGGUAAUUGAGAAUGAAUGGGGGAAAGUCACGUGAGAGGAGGCAAUGUCUCCAUUUCGCUGUGAUUGGAUGUAAUUGGUUAUGAUUGGAUACGAUUGGUUUGUGCGAUAAAUCCCGCCUCUUGUUUAUGUGCACGUUCCGCGCGUCAGUUUGAAUGAACAAAUAAUGGCGUCAAUGGGAAGACUAAUUGAAAAGUAAGUAAACAGAUCACCCAGUUAGAUAUCACCGCUUUAUGUCACGUCAAAAUACAAAUUUGAAAUGGACUGAGAAUAUGAUUUUUAGUGCAAUCAGCUGGUGAAAUUAAAAAUACAUCUUCGUGUCUGUGACAGACGGUGUUUACGGAGCAUGACUGGUGAUCCGAAAUAGACUAAGUUGACUAUUAAAAAGAAAAACAUCAAUACACAAAUAAAAUAUAUUGUUUAAAUUGUUACAGCCUUUAGUUAUUAUUUUGGAAUUAAUGUAGAAAUGCUUAAAACACUAACUUGAUGAGAUUGUUUUGGUUUUGAUAAAUAGAACAUUUAUUACAAUACAUUGUUAAUGUAAAAUUACAAAAUAAAAUUGUAUUUGGUUUCUUUUUUUCUUUUUUGAUGUAAUGUAAAGUAAUGUUCAUUUAACAAGGAAGAUGUGUCAACGUUAAGAGUAAUGCACAUGAAUUUACAUUUGAUUCAUAAAUAAAUAAAAAAUGCCUCCUCAUUUCAGAA
Molecule: messenger RNA, 6647 nt
Organism: Ctenopharyngodon idella (grass carp)
Lineage: Eukaryota; Metazoa; Chordata; Actinopteri; Cypriniformes; Xenocyprididae
Product: Fc receptor-like protein 5
Exons: 22
Coding region: 42-3773 (1243 amino acids)
Biological process (GO): cell surface receptor signaling pathway
Molecular function (GO): transmembrane signaling receptor activity
Source: RefSeq, a predicted model, not a curated record